Messenger RNA from Vespa crabro (European hornet), 3137 nucleotides. Its product is annotated as general transcriptional corepressor trfA-like. Lineage: Eukaryota; Metazoa; Arthropoda; Insecta; Hymenoptera; Vespidae. The transcript is spliced from 3 exons. The annotation marks the transcript as partial. Gene Ontology annotation, molecular function: growth factor activity; fibroblast growth factor receptor binding. Gene Ontology annotation, biological process: animal organ morphogenesis; regulation of cell migration; positive regulation of protein phosphorylation. Gene Ontology annotation, cellular component: cytoplasm. The record is from RefSeq and is a predicted model, not a curated record.
AAGAAGGCAACGGCGGCAGCAUCAGCAUCAGCGGCGGCGGUGGAGGCAGUGUCGGCGGUGGCGGCAGCAGUAACAGCAGUGACGGCGGCGGCGGCGACGGCGGCGGCAACGGCGGCGGCAACGGCGGCGGCGGCGGCGGCGGCGGCGGCGGCGUUAACGACCGGUAGCCGAGCGAUUUUUCAAAGGACUUCGGUGUCGAGAGGUCAACUGAGGAUCCAGGGUGUCGCGACUUGCCUUUACCUCUGCAUGGAUUCCUGCGGUCUGCUUUAUGGCUCGAGAGAGUAUACGGAGGACUGCGUGUUCAACGAGACGUUGGAACAGCACAACUACAACACGUACAGCUCGGUAAGAUGGUCGACCGGGAAAAAGACACUUUACCUUGGAUUAAAUCGUCGUGGACAACCUAGAAGGGUACAAGCUAAAGGUCAUACACUUGGAAGAUUGUCGGCAUACGCUAGGGUGUUAACGCAAGUGGCACCGCCCGAUCGAGUUGAGGCCCUACAUAGGAGAAUGUCAGGCGCCGAGCACAAUGUACGCCAUCGACACGGUAGCCAUUCUCAUCGGCAGCAACAUCGGCAUCACCAACAGGAACAACAACAACAACAACAACAACAACACCAUCAGAGUGAACUUAGUCAACAGCAACAGCAACAGCAACAGCAGCAGCAUCAUCAACACCAACAGCAGAAUCAGCAACAUCAACAGCAACAGCAACAACAACAGCAACAACAGCUGCAAACGAUCUGUCCCAAUCUUCCGGCCCAAGAGAAGGACGGUAGGGAUAGGUUUAGAUGUCGCAAACGUAAAAAACGAAAGAAGAGAAAACGUCGGUGCAGACCCGGGGAGAAAGUCGGUCCGCAGUGUCAAUUGCCGGAAGAAAGGGACCCAUCGUCCGUAUCCGGGAUAACAUUGAACUCGGAGACUUCCUCUCCUGAAUCUAAAAAAUUGUGCGAGGGUGCUGCCGGCGAGGAAGCAUGUAGAAGAGAGGUAUUAUCCUCUACAUCGAAAAAGAAAAAAUCCCGGAUAGGAGAUGGGACCUUGUUGGAGGUACAUACGGAAGAUACGUCUACGAGAGGGAAUACCAUGACUACAAUGAUCACCACCGAGGCGACCUUGACGACAGAGGACGACGUGACGUUGGAUGUGCCAACGGUAGCAUCUAGCAACGGCAAUGGCAACGGCAACGGCAACGGCAAUGGCAACAACAGCAACUCCACCAACAGCAACGCCACCCACGAGGAGAAGGAUGAGGGGGAGGACGAGGAUGAGGAGGAUGAGGAAGAGGAGGUGGAGCUCCUAACCACGACUAGGAGCAUCGGUAAGAACCUUGAAAAAGCAACCUCAAAAAAGACAAACGUCGCCGGCACCAUUAGUCAAAGUAAAAAGCCUGAUUUGCUGGACGGUAAGAAGAGGAAGAUGAAGAAAAGGAAGAAAAAAAAGAAGAAGGGAAAGAGGGGUCCAGGUUGGCCGAGGAGGAGGAACCCGUUAGCCAGGAAGAAGUCCGAGAGCGUGAAGCGGACGGACGAGGAGGAGGCGACAGGGGCAGCGGAGGAUGCGGAGGAGGAUGCCGGGGAAGGGGAGGAGGGGGGAGGAGGAGGGGAGGAGGAGGAGAUAGGAGAGGAGGAAGAGGAGAUGGAGGAGGAGGAGGAGCAGGAGCAGGAGGAGGAGGCGAUGGAGGAGAAGAGGAAGAGGAAGAAGAAGAAGAAGAAGUUUGCGAAGGAGGAGAGAAGGGGGGGAGAAGAGAUUGCGGAGGGACUGGAGGAAAGGAGAGACUUAAAGAAGAAGAGGAGGAAGGAGGAAAGGGAAAGGAUGGAGGAGGCGGCGAAGGAGGUGGACGUGGAGGAGGAGGAGGAGGAGAGGAAGAAGAAGAAGAAGAAGAAGAAGGUGGAAAAGGUGGAGGAUAUGAAGGAUAUAGUCGGCAGGAUCAGCGAGCCAGUCGCGGAAAUACCAUUUGCAUCAACGACGACCUCCUCGCUCUCCUUAUCAUCCUAUUCCUCAGCCUUGUCCUCGAACCGUUCCUCUUACUUCGACGUUGGUGGUUCACGUGGCUCGUCCCAAAGACGAAAGAAGACACCGAAGAUGACGAACUCACGAACGACGUUGGCGUCGCCGUCGUCGUCGCCGUUGGUGCCGGCGUCGGCGUUGACGUUGCCGAAGAGGAGGAAAGCCGCGUCGUUCUCCUCCUCUUCUUCUCAGAAACAAUUGCGUCAUGGCGUACGACGAAACGCCGGCGGUACAUUAUUGUCCUUCUCGUCGCCGAGGAAUCCAAGAAAGUUAAAGGGAUUUAUUACCUCGUCAGAUUCGCGUCGCUCUACGGCGAUCCUUAAUUCGAACGAGAGGAGAGAGGAGAAUACCAAUCGAGAUUCGUCCAAGGACGUCGUCUUCGACUCGUUAACAACGUCGUCAUCGCCAUUGCCAUUGCCAUCGUCGUCGCCAUCGUCGUCGCCAUCGUCGUCGUCGUCGUCAUCGUCGUCGUCAUCCUCAUCGUCGUCGUCCUUGUCGACGAUGACGACGACGACGAUGACGACGACUACGAGGACGAGGACGACGGCCAUGACGACGACGACGACGGCAAUGAUGACCGAAACGAUGACGACGGCGAACGCACUGACGACGACUAUGAUGACUAAGACUAUGACCAAAACGAUAACCACUAAGACGAUAGUUCCUGAUACAAGUCGUCCCGAAGUAUCGAGUUUUCCUCCCUUCCUUAAGAGGAACUCUUCCUCCUUGUUUAAUACGUCUACCUCCACCUCCAACUCUCCUCCCUCUUCCACCUCCUCCGCCCCCUCCUCCUCCUCUUUCUCAUCCUGUGUCGACUCAAGCGAGACGAGCAACUCCUCGCCUCUUGCUACCUUUUUGGAGUCCACCAGCACGAUAAAGAAAAAGACGACGACGAAGAAUAAGAAGAAGACGAACGAAGGGGAGGAGAGGAAGGAGAACGAAGAGAAGGAUGACGGCGAUGGCGAAGACGAAGACGAAGAAUCAUCGAGCGAGAGAAGUACGAAAAAGACCGAGCGUUUACUCGGCAUCGAGAGACUGGCCAUGUAAUGGGGUGAAAAAAGAAAAAAAAGAAAGAAAAAAAUGAAAAAAAAAAAAUGAAAAAAAAAGAAAAAAAACCAGAAAAGUGAAAAGAA